Molecule: messenger RNA, 3333 nt
Organism: Symsagittifera roscoffensis
Lineage: Eukaryota; Metazoa; Xenacoelomorpha; Acoela; Convolutidae
Product: serine/threonine-protein kinase TNNI3K-like
Exons: 3
Coding region: 170-3250 (1026 amino acids)
Biological process (GO): signal transduction; protein phosphorylation
Cellular component (GO): cytoplasm
Molecular function (GO): ATP binding; protein kinase activity; protein binding
Source: RefSeq, a predicted model, not a curated record
UGUAAAAUGUAAAGAAUCUCUUGAUCUCGUCACACUAAACCAUCAAACCAAUAAAUAGACUGUUGUAAUUUCAGAUAACUACUGCUCCAAUUACAAACAUGUGAUUAAAUUUUGGUCAGCAGCUUAGUGUGACCAUUUUGCAGCUGCAGCAAAAUAGGACUAAAUAAAAAUGGGAAACUACAAGUCGCGACCAUCAACUUCUUGCAGCGAAACAUGGAAAAACGGAAUCAGCGAAAACUACGCGGUAGUGAGACGUCGCCUGAACGAAGAUCUAUGUCACCUGAAGGAUCCGAAGUUGUGUAAAAGGUGUGAAGAGAGCUGUUGUUCACACCAACGAACCAUCAUGUCACGAGAUUCGGUCACUUUUGAAAACUUCAGAACAGCGUGUAUAAAUUGCGACCCAGAAGGAAUUCAAAAUGCUCUGAAAAUGAACGAAGAAAUUGUGACUUUCAGGCUAGACUGCGACCACUUUACUGGUUUGCAUUAUGCUGUGAUUAACAGUUCAGCCAGCAAAGACAGUCAAUUGUUAUCUAUCAAGCUACUUAUCUCCCACGGUGCUAAGUGUUCCUACGUUGUUACUAGGAACCUCUUCUCUCCACUCCAUCUUGCCGUAUUCAAAGCGGAUCCAAACAUCGUGAGUCUAAUGACGACUCUGAUUACAUCAAAUCACGAAUUGAACUUCGCUGGAAACGAAUCAUUGACGUCACUGCAUCUCGCAUGUCUGCAUGGAACCGAGGAAAUCGUAUCGAUUCUUCUAGAAGCAGGAGCAAAGCCUGAUUUGGUGGACGCUGUUAAAUUUUCACCGAUGCAUGUCGCUAUAUAUGCUCUAAACGAUCAAGCGAAAACGACGUGCAUUGUGAAAAAAUUAUCAGAACAUGGAGCUCCUUUUUGUUAUUUGAACAGUGCCGUUAAAUCAAAAGGCAAAGAAAAUUUUUCCUCAAAAGAACUGGCGUUUGAUGAUUUUGACGCCGAACAUAUUCCUAUUAUUCUCUUGGCUGCUUCCAGAAGGCAAGUUGAAACUAUUACAUUUUUGCUGGAACAGCCAGAAAUAGAUGUAAAUACAAUAGAUCUGGAACAUAACACUGCUCUGCAUGUUGCUUCGAAGCAAGGCCAUGUUUCAGUUGUGAAGUUGCUGCUCCAGAAAGACAAAAUAGAACUGGGUAAAAAUGUGUACGGCGAUACUGCCGUCCAUUUAGCUUGUUACUCUGGAAAAAUUGAAAUAGUCCAAAUUCUGUUGCAAAAAUUUGGCAAGCAGUGUUUGGAAGAAGUGAACAUUUUCGGUGAAACUCCUUUGCAUGCAAGUUGCACGUUUGGUACGAAUUUAGAGCUCAUUGAGUUUCUGCUUUGUGAGAAUCCUAGACUAGUUAAUUAUCAGUCUAAAGAUGCAGGACAUACACCAUUGCACAGCUGCUCAUUUCACGGCCACUUUGAAGCGGCACGUUUGUUGGUUCAAAAUGGAGCCGAUGUGACGGUGUUGGCGAACAGCAGAGACACCACUCUGAUGUCAAGGACGAAUGACGACAGUGGGUGUGGAGGAUGUGAGGAGAACAGUGUUGCGUCAUCGGAGAGCAACAGCAGAGGGGAUUUGUUCACGGCUCUGUAUCACGACACGUGUGCACAAUGGGCAGCCGAGAAUGGCCACGAUGACCUUGCUAACUGGCUGAACCAAUGUCGCAGCAAUGGGGACUCCGCCUCCUACAGAUCCAGUGGGGGAUACACCACCGAAAGCUCUUAUGUUCCCCUCCCCAGCAAGAUAGGAAAGAUUAAGUCAGUCACCCAGGAGAAAAUAGGAGUGCUCUCUUUACGUGCUCAGUUGCCAAAACAUAUGCAGAUUGAAUAUUGCGACAUUGAAAGAAUUGAGCAUAUAGGGAGUGGUGGGUUCGGUAAAGUUUACAAAUCGAGACUGAGAUCCAAAAAUGAAAUUGUGGCCGUUAAAGUCUACAAGCAUCACCAUCAUAACUCCAAGACAGACAUCGACAUGUUUGUACGUGAAGUGAAGAUUCUCUGGCAAUUGGACAAUCCCUACAUAAUUAAGUUCCACGGAGUAUGUUUGGACGAUGCAUCGAAUUUUUCUCUAAUAACCGAAUUCUGCGCAAAUGGGAGUCUCUAUGAUUUCCUGCACAAACAGAAGAGAUGUUUAGAUCUCGCUGGUAAACUCGUGAUUUUGCAAAAUGUCGCCAGCGGAAUGAACUAUCUGCACACUCUGCCGGAACCAGUGAUCCACCGUGACCUUAACAGCUUCAACAUCCUCCUAAGGGAAUCCAUGAACGCCGUUAUUGCAGACUUCGGGGAAUCCCGCUUCAUACACAGACUCCUACGCCAGGAAAUGCUGACAAAACAACCGGGAAAUCUACGCUGGAUGUCGCCAGAAAUAUUCAACCAGUCUACAGAAUACAAUACUAGAGCAGACGUGUAUAAUUUCAGUUUGUGUAUUUGGGAACUGCUAAGUGGGGAACUUCCAUUUUCACAGUACACGCCGCUUCAGGCAGCGCAAGUUGCGGUAAAAGGAGUUCGUCCUCCAGUGGUCGAGGAGUCGUACCCGGAUGCUUUAGUUAAAAUCAUGACUAGGUGUUGGAGCGCGAAUCCGACAGAACGACCUGACUUCGCAACUGUCAUGAAAGACCUCAACGAAUUACUGCUGUUUAACCAUGUUAACACAAAUAUAGCUAAUUUGAAUCUAAGUAGUCCAACAGCCUCAUUUGUGAGUCGAGACUUGAGCGACCGAAUAUCGGUGGCAGAACUGAGAAGCAAUUUCGAGAACACAUCACCAGUGAAUAAUCCAAGUGAAACAAACGCCACGGUAGCUUCCGUGUCGAGGCCGAAUUCGGGGAAAGUUCCAUCUGCCUCGGCUUCUGUAAAUGCAUCAUCUGAGCCUCAGCCAACAUCGCAAGUUUUCUGUGACCUGAAUAAGACGUUGACUCGGUCUCCAACUAACAGCUGCAACAGCACGAAAUCUGAUAUCUCACCCUUGAACGAAACGGGCGGAGGAGACGCAUCUCAGAGGUUCUUCCGAGCGACAGUAGCUACCACUAGUCAAGUGUUUGAACCCCGUGCUCCGACUUUGGCUGCCAGCGUUCCUCCAUCGGAUCCUGGUCAUAGUCGUAUUCCUCAUCAUAGUCAGCUACCUCAGACUUCGUUCAUGGCCAUGUCCAAUGGUUACGUGUGUGACACUUCCCAGCCGAGACUGAUGAUGGCAGCACAGAUGGCUCUAAAUGAUAAUAAUAAUGACUCAUCCACAAACAAUCCAUAGCUUUAUAGAAGUACGUGUUCUUUAGAUUAAUUAUCGCAUUUUUUCAGAUACUACCUUUUGACCUAAUUUAAUGUUCAUUUCCA